CAAGAAAGUUUGUUUCCGUCUCCGGCUGAUGACGUCACAGGAGUAAUGGCGGCGCCCUGACAGCCUCAUGUGGAGGAGUUGCUGAUCGGCAGAGAAGUUCCCGGAGAUCGGGUGAAAUUUUUGGGGUCACUGAGCCCGGAUCUUGUGCCGAGGGGACACCCGGGGGGAUUCAGCAGCCAUGAAGCCGGGAAAGGUCAGCAGGUCGGGAAAGGUCAGCAGGUCGGGAAAGGUCAGCAGGUCGGGAAAGGUCCGGAAGUCGGGAAAGCGUCUCGUCUCCCUGCAGCAGAAAGGCAUCAAAAUUACGGGGAAAUGGAAGCCGGUCUCGCUGGACCCGAGCUUCUUCACCGCCGGCAAGAUGGACGAGAUGAUCUGCUUUGAGGAACUCUCGGGUUACAAGCUGGUGAAAUCCUCCAAAGAGUUAACGGCGAGGAGCGGGAAGCGGAAGCGCGGUGCCGGCGAGGAGGACUUGGAGCCGGAAGAUUCCAAAGAACAUUUCGCCAAAGGAAAGAAAAACAAAAAGCGCAAGAAAAAGCUGGAGGCCAAGAAAGCGAAGGAGGAGACGGAGGACGAGAUGGAGGACGUGUUCCUCGGGAGAGAAGAUGAAGAAGAAUAUCACCAAGACACCGUGGAGGGGGAGGCGGACACGGACGUGGACACGGACGCAGACACCGAACCGUCUGUAGAGCCGAUGGCAGUUCAGGCGCCGAAAAAGAAGAAAAAAAGGCCAAAGAAAAAGAAGAAACAACCGGCGGAGACUCGGGAGGAACCGGUAACCGCCAAAUCCUCCAAGAGGACCAAGAACUGGGCCGCGGGCGUGCUGAGCGGAGCCGCCACCAAGGACGCGGACGUGUCGGCUUGGAAAGACCUCUGCGUCCCUCCGCCGGUUCUCCAGGCGCUCAGCUAUUUGGGAUUUUCCGCUCCGACGCCCAUUCAAGCUCUGGCGCUGCCCUCGGCGAUCCGGGACAAAAUGGACAUUCUGGGUGCGGCAGAGACGGGAAGUGGUAAAACUUUGGCCUUUGCCAUCCCGAUGAUCCACUCCAUCCUGGAAUGGAGGAAGAUGCGGGAGUCCGGAGUCACGGAAGAGGAGGAGGAGAAGGAGGAGGAGACCUCAGACCAGGAGGAGCCAGAGGAAGAGGAGGAGGAGCCACCAGAGUUGGUGGCCAUAGACCAGGAGGAGGAUAACCUGGACAACGAGGAGGAUGAGGACGAUGAUGAUGAUGAGUCUUCUGCCCUGGGCUGUGUGAAGGUCGUGGAAGACGUUGACAUUAAUUUUAACCCCGUCACAUCCGAGACUUCCUGUAAUAUGAGACCGUUGCUCGGCCUUGUGGUCACGCCCACCAGAGAGCUGGCCGUCCAGGUGAAGCAUCACAUCGACGCCGUGGCCAAAUUCUCAGGGAUCAGAACGGCCAUUGUGGUUGGUGGAAUGGCCCCACAGAAACAGGAGCGGCUGCUAAACCGAGGGCCGGAGAUCGUCAUUGCCACGCCGGGGCGCCUGUGGGAGAUGAUCAGAGAGGAGCACCCCCACCUGUCCAACCUGAAGAAGCUCAGGUGUUUGGUGAUCGACGAGGCGGACAGAAUGGUGGAGAAGGGUCACUACGCCGAGCUGACCCAACUGCUGGAGAUGCUGAGCGACACUCACUACAACCCCAAGAGGCAGACCUUCGUCUUCUCCGCCACCCUGACCCUCAUCCACCAGGCGCCCAGCCGGCUCCUGCAGAAGAAGAACUUCCGGAGGAUGGACAAGGACAGCAAGCUGGAGAGUCUGAUGCACAAGGUCGGCAUGAAGGGGAAGCCCAAGGUCAUCGAUCUGACCAGGAAGCAAGCCACCGUGGAGACGCUGACCGAGACCAGAAUCCAUUGCGCCACCGACGAGAAGGACUUCUACCUCUACUACUUCCUGCUGCAGUACCCCGGGCGCACCAUGGUCUUCGCCAACAGCAUUGACUGCAUCAAGAGGCUGACCUGCCUCCUCACCAUCCUGGAGUUCAACCCGCUGCAGCUACACGCCAACAUGCACCAGAAGCAGAGGCUGAAGAACCUCGAGAGAUUCGCCGAGAGAGAGAGCUGUGUCCUCCUCACUACGGAUGUGGCGGCUCGCGGUUUGGACAUCCCCAAUAUUCAGCACGUUCUCCAUUACCAGGUCCCGAGGACUUCGGAAACCUACGUGCACCGCAGCGGCAGGACUGCCCGCGCCUCCAGCGACGGCCUGACGCUGCUUCUGAUUGGACCAGACGAUGUGGUGAAUUACAGGAAGAUCUUCAGAACUCUGGAGAAGAACGACGAGCUUCCCUUCUUCCCCGUGGAGUCCAAAUGCAUGAACGGGAUAAAGGAACGCGUCGGUCUGGCCCGGCAGAUUGAGAAGGCCGAGUAUUUCCACAGUAAGACGAAGCAGCAGAACUCCUGGAUCCAGCAGGCGGCGGAGGCUCUGGAGAUGGAGAUCGAUGACGAUUUAUUAGGGGGGAACGCGGAUGAAGAGGAGGAUCGAUCCAAGCAGAAAGCCUUGAAGUUCCUGAAGAAACAGCUGAAGAGACUUUUAUCCCAACCGGUAUUCCGGAAUAUUAUGAAAACCAGAUACCCGACCAAGAGCGGUCAGCUGACCCUCCCCGACCUCCCCGGGGCCCGAUCCGAGAGCGCCCUCCAUACCCUCUCCAACCAGCACACCAAGAAGCAGAAGCCCCGCCCAUGAACGCCAUUCCCCUCCUCGGGCACCCAUCCGAGAGCGCCCUCCAUACCCUCUCCAACCAACACACCAAGAAGCAGAAGCCCCGCCCAUCCCUCCCCGACCUCCCCGGGGCCCGAUCCGAGAGCGCCCUCCAUACCCUCUCCAACCAGCACACCAAGAAGCAGAAGCCCCGCCCAUGACCGCCAUUCCCCUCCUCGGGCACUGAUCCGAGAGCGCCCUCCAUACCCUCUCCAACCAGCACACCAAGAAGCAGAAGCCCCGCCCAUGACCGCCAUUCCCCUCCCCGGGGCCCGAUCCGAGAGCGCCCUCCAUACCCUCUCCAACCAGCACACCAAGAAGCAGAAGCCCCGCCCAUGACCGCCAUUCCCCUCCCCGGGGCCCGAUCCGAGAGCGCCCUCCAUACCCUCUCCAACCAGAACACCAAGAAGCAGAAGCCCCGCCCAUGACCGCCAUUCCCCUCCUCGGGGCGCGAUCCGAGAGCGCCCUCCAUACCCUCGCCAACCAACACACCAAGAAGCAGAAGCCCCGCCCAUGACCGCCAUUCCCCUCCUCGGGGCCUGAUCCGAGAGCGCCCUCCAUACCCUCUCCAACCAGCACACCAAGAAGCAGAAGCCCCGCCCAUGACCGCCAUUCCCCUCCCCGGGGCCCGAUCCGAGAGCGCCCUCCAUACCCUCUCCAACCAGCACACCAAGAAGCAGAAGCCCCGCCCAUGAACGCCAUUCCCCUCCUCGGGCACCCAUCCGAGAGCGCCCUCCAUACCCUCUCCAACCAGCACACCAAGAAGCAGAAGCCCCGCCCAUCCCUCCCCGACCUCCCCGGGGCCCGAUCCGAGAGCGCCCUCCAUACCCUCUCCAACCAGCACACCAAGAAGCAGAAGCCCCGCCCAUGACCGCCAUUCCCCUCCCCGGGGCCCGAUCCGAGAGCGCCCUCCAUACCCUCUCCAACCAGAACACCAAGAAGCAGAAGCCCCGCCCAUGACCGCCAUUCCCCUCCUCGGGGCGCGAUCCGAGAGCGCCCUCCAUACCCUCUCCAACCAGCACACCAAGAAGCAGAAGCCCCGCCCAUGACCGCCAUUCCCCUCCCCGGGGCCCGAUCCGAGAGCGCCCUCCAUACCCUCUCCAACCAGCACACCAAGAAGCAGAAGCCCCGCCCAUGACCGCCAUUCCCCUCCCCGGGGCCCGAUCCGAGAGCGCCCUCCAUACCCUCUCCAACCAACACACCAAGAAGCAGAAGCCCCGCCCAUGACCGCCAUUCCCCUCCUCGGGCACCCAUCCGAGAGCGCCCUCCAUACCCUCUCCAACCAGCACACCAAGAAGCAGAAGCCCCGCCCAUCCCUCCCCGACCUCCCCGGGGCCCGAUCCGAGAGCGCCCUCCAUACCCUCUCCAACCAGCACACCAAGAAGCAGAAGCCCCGCCCAUGACCGCCAUUCCCCUCCCCGGGGCCCGAUCCGAGAGUGCCCUCCAUACCCUCUCCAACCAGCACACCAAGAAGCAGAAGCCCCGCCCAUGACCGCCAUUCCCCUCCCCGGGGCCCGAUCCGAGAGCGCCCUCCAUACCCUCUCCAACCAGCACACCAAGAAGCAGAAGCCCCGCCCAUGACCGCCAUUCCCCUCCCCGGGGCCCGAUCCGAGAGUGCCCUCCAUACCCUCUCCAACCAACACACCAAGAAGCAGAAGCCCCGCCCAUGACCGCCAUUCCCCUCCUCCGCUAUAUAGAUUGCACAUGGAGAGCUUUUGUAAAGGGUGACUCCGCCCCAAAUAAGGUCUGUUUCCUCCCUUUUCCUAUUGGACGUUUGUUUGUAGGCGGGGAUAAGAGAACAUCUCCCGAGAAAUCCACGUUGUAAUUUAAUGACAUUAAACAUUUUAUUUCCUUUUUAA
Rana temporaria (common frog) is the source of this 4560-nucleotide messenger RNA. It is a transcript of the gene DDX24, whose product is annotated as DEAD-box helicase 24. Gene Ontology annotation, cellular component: nucleolus. The coding region runs from base 179 to 2686 and encodes 835 amino acids. The transcript is spliced from 9 exons. Lineage: Eukaryota; Metazoa; Chordata; Amphibia; Anura; Ranidae. The record is from RefSeq and is a predicted model, not a curated record. Gene Ontology annotation, molecular function: nucleic acid binding; RNA helicase activity; ATP binding.